Molecule: messenger RNA, 1449 nt
Organism: Lolium rigidum
Lineage: Eukaryota; Viridiplantae; Streptophyta; Magnoliopsida; Poales; Poaceae
Product: UDP-glycosyltransferase 88A1-like
Exons: 1
Coding region: 1-1449 (482 amino acids)
Molecular function (GO): UDP-glycosyltransferase activity
Source: RefSeq, a predicted model, not a curated record
AUGAAGCAGACAGUUGUCAUGUACCCCGGCUGCGAUGUCGGUCAUGCCGGCCCCAUGACGGAGCUCGCCAACGUCUUCCUCAAGCAUGGCUACCAUGUCACCAUGGUGCUUGUCGAGCCGCCCUUCAAGUCGUCCGACUCCGGCGCCACCGCCAUCAAGCGUAUUGCCGCCUCCAACCCGUCCAUCUCCUUCCAUGUCCUCCAGGCACUCCCUCUUCCAGACAUGUUUGCCUCCGGCAAACACCCUUUCCUACUCAUUCUCCAGCUCUUGCGCGAUUACAACGAGCUGCUCGAAGCCUUCCUCCGCUCCUUGCCCCAGGAAAGCUUGCACUCUGUUGUCAUUGACAUGUUCUGCAGCCACGCUCUCGAUGUCUGCGUUAAGCUCGGUAUCCCGGUAUACACGUUCUUCGCCUCAAGCGCGUCAUGUCUGUCUAUCCUGACCCAGUUUCCUGCAUUGAUAGCCAGCAGGCAGACCGGCUUGAAGGAAAUUGGGGACACACCGCUUCAUUUCCUCGGUGUUCCGCCGAUGCCGGCAUCUCAUCUCAUCAAAGAGCUACUGGAGCACCCGGAGGAGGAGAUGUGCAAGGCAAUGACCAGCACCUGGAAGCGCAACACUGAGACGAUGGGCGUUCUUGUGAACACAUUCGAGUCGUUGGAGACCCGGGCGGUGCAGUCACUCAAGGACCCUCUCUGUGUCCCUGGCCGGAUCCUGCCUCCGAUAUACUGCGUCGGCCCGUUGGUUGGCAAGGGCUCCAAGGAUGACAACGGAGCGGCGAGCAAUGAGUGCCUUAAGUGGCUGGAUUUGCAGCCGGAACGCAGCAUCGUGUUCCUCUGCUUCGGAAGCAUGGGCACGUUCUCCGUGGAGCAGCUCCAGGAGAUAGCCGUUGGCCUAGAGAGGUCCGGACAACACUUCCUAUGGUCUGUGCGCACGCCGGCCGGAAGCCAUGACCCGGAGAAAUACUUGGAGGUGCGUCCAGAGCCGGAUCUCCACGCGCUCAUGCCAGAGGGGUUCCUAGAGCGGACCAAGGACAAGGGCCUCGUCAUCAAGUCGUGGGCGCCGCAGGUGGACGUACUCCGGCACCGUGCGACUGGUGCAUUCGUUACGCACUGCGGCUGGAACUCGGUGCUAGAGUCCGUGGUGGCGGGCGUCCCAAUGUUGUGUUGGCCGCUAGAAGCGGAGCAGAAGAUGAACAAGGUGUGUAUGUUGGAGGAGAUGAGCAUCGCGGUGGAGCUGGAUGGGUACAUGGGGGGUUUUGUGAAGGCGGACGAGGUGGAGGCCAAGGUGAGGUUUGUUAUAGAGGGUGCAGAUGGCAGGCAGCUAAGGGCGCGGGUGGCUGCUCGCAAAGAAGAGGCCAGGGCGGCAAUGGAGGAAGGGGGCUCGUCACGACUCACGAGCAUCCUUCCUCCAGUUUCUGUUGGAUGUGGAGAAUAUCGGAGUGCAGAUUGGUGA